AUGAUGCGUACCGGUCUUCCCAUCUUCCAGCGACUAGGCCGCCAGGUCUCUGUCUCCUCUAUCCCCGCGCUUACGCGUGUUGCCGGCGCCCGAGCCUUCUCAAGCUCUGGGUCCUCGAUGGACUACUCACCCCCGCGGAGUUGGACCCCAAUGCCCAUUGUCACCGAGACUGUCGCCGGUGGCUGGCACACCUACGAUAUCUUCUCCAAGCUCCUCAAGGAGCGCAUUGUCUGCCUAAACGGAGAAGUCAACGACGUAGCAUCAGCAUCAAUCGUCGCCCAACUCCUCUUCCUCGAAGCUGAUAACCCGAAAAAGCCCAUCCAUCUCUACAUCAACUCCCCCGGUGGCUCCGUGACAGCUGGUCUGGCAAUCUACGAUACAAUGACUUACAUCGCCGCUCCCGUGAGCACAAUCUGCGUCGGCCAAGCCGCAUCCAUGGGCUCCCUCCUUCUUGCUGGUGGUGCACCCGGCAAGCGCUUCUGUCUCCCCCACUCGUCUAUCAUGGUGCACCAGCCUUCCGGCGGAUACCACGGUCAAGCGACUGAUAUCGCUAUUCAUGCGAAGGAGAUCCUGCGCAUUCGGGCACAGCUUAACAAUAUUUAUAAGCGCCAUUUGAAUGGUCCCAAGAAGCUUGAGCUUGAUGACAUUGAGAAGCUGAUGGAGCGAGAUUAUUUCAUGGGUGCCGAGGAGGCGAAGGACCUUGGCAUUAUUGAUGAGAUUUUGGAUCGUCGUGUUAAGCCAGAGGAGAAGUGA
Penicillium pulvis is the source of this 753-nucleotide messenger RNA. Its product is annotated as ATP-dependent Clp protease proteolytic subunit. Bases 1 to 753 code for a protein of 250 amino acids. The record is from RefSeq and is a predicted model, not a curated record. The transcript is spliced from 4 exons. Gene Ontology annotation, molecular function: ATP-dependent peptidase activity; ATPase binding; serine-type endopeptidase activity. Gene Ontology annotation, biological process: protein quality control for misfolded or incompletely synthesized proteins. Gene Ontology annotation, cellular component: endopeptidase Clp complex. NCBI's taxonomy places the organism in Eukaryota, Fungi, Ascomycota, Eurotiomycetes, Eurotiales, Aspergillaceae.